Humulus lupulus (European hop) is the source of this 680-nucleotide messenger RNA. RefSeq names its product NADH dehydrogenase [ubiquinone] 1 alpha subcomplex subunit 6. Bases 91 to 489 code for a protein of 132 amino acids. Lineage: Eukaryota; Viridiplantae; Streptophyta; Magnoliopsida; Rosales; Cannabaceae. Gene Ontology annotation, biological process: response to oxidative stress. The record is from RefSeq and is a predicted model, not a curated record. The transcript is spliced from 2 exons.
UAAAACAUAAGUGUUUUGAGUGAGGGACAUACAUACAUAACCGAUUGAAAAGUGAAGAGGAGGCAGAAGAAGGGAGAGAGAGAGAGAGAGAUGUCGUUUACGUUGCGAAGCGUGAAGGUGCCGCCCAAUUCAGCGACCCUGGAGGAAGCGAGGCACCAUGUCUUCGAUUUCUUUAGAACUGCUUGCAGAUCCAUUCCUUCCAUCAUCGACAUCUACAAUCUCGACGACGUCGUCACCGUCUCCCAGCUCCGCUCCACCAUCGCCUCUCAGAUCCGCAAGAACUCUCACUCUACCAAUCCCAAGGUGAUUGAUAUGCUUCUCUUCAAGGCAACAGAAGAGUUGAAUAACAUCCUGGAGCAUGCAAAGCAGCGGCACCACCUCAUCGGACAGUAUGUGGUUGGUCAGCAUGGGCUAGCUCAGGAUUUGAACUUCAAGGACCAGGCCACUUCUCCUUUCCUCACAAAUUUUUAUAAGAGCAACUACUUUUGAACAACUUCCUUUCUUACUGUUGUUCAUCCAUGGGAUUUUUUUCUUUCGGGAGUGAAGUUCCUAAAUAAAGAUGCCCUUGAAAUUGCUUUUGUAUAUUUCUGGUGAACAAAGACCUUUCAAUCUUUUUUUUUGGUGGUCUCUAAGUGAAACCAUAUCUUUAUAUUUCAUGAAACCCUUUUCCUUUAUUACAA